Cucurbita pepo subsp. pepo (vegetable marrow) is the source of this 2849-nucleotide messenger RNA. Its product is annotated as putative linoleate 9S-lipoxygenase 5. The record is from RefSeq and is a predicted model, not a curated record. Gene Ontology annotation, molecular function: metal ion binding; protein binding; oxidoreductase activity, acting on single donors with incorporation of molecular oxygen, incorporation of two atoms of oxygen. NCBI's taxonomy places the organism in Eukaryota, Viridiplantae, Streptophyta, Magnoliopsida, Cucurbitales, Cucurbitaceae. Gene Ontology annotation, biological process: lipid oxidation.
CAAAGAGAAGAAAAGAAAAUGUUUGGGAAGAUCAUUGGGGAUGCCCUUAAAACCACGGGCGACGCCCUAAGAACCACCGGCGACGUAGCUGGGUCGGUCGUAAAUGCUGGAGGGAACGUCAUCGACCGUGCCACUGAUAUCGGUCGGAUCGGGAAUAGGAAGAUCAAGGGGAAGGUGAUUUUGAUGAGAAGCAAUGUUUUGGACUUCAAUGAGUUUCAUUCCACUGUUCUUGAUGGUUUCACUGAGCUGUUGGGCAGUGGAAUUGUGUUGCAACUUGUGAGUGCAACGCAUGUUGAUCGCCAUUCUAACGAUCCACGAGGGAAAGUUGGGCGGCGUGCUUAUUUGGAGAGGUGGCUGACCUCACUGCCGCCGUUGUUUGCCGGAGAGUCAGUGUUCCAAAUCAACUUUGAAUGGGAUGAAGAGUUUGGGUAUCCAGGAGCUUUCUAUAUAAGAAAUGGACAUACAAGUGAGUUCUUUCUUAAGUCUCUCACUCUUGAGGAUGUUCCUGGCUAUGGAAAAGUCCAUUUCGAUUGCAACUCGUGGAUUUACCCUCAACGACGAUACAAUAAAGAUCGUAUUUUCUUUGCCAAUAAGACAUAUCUUCCGAGUGAGACACCGGACCCUCUUCGUAAGUAUCGAGAGGAAGAGUUGGUGAAUCUUAGAGGAAAUGGAAAGGGAGAGCGUCAAGAAUGGGAUAGAAUCUAUGACUAUGAUGUCUACAACGAUAUUGCUGAUCCUGAUGGUGGUGAUAAACUUGUUCGUCCGAUUCUUGGUGGGAGUGAUUAUCCUUAUCCUCGUAGAGGAAGAACGGGACGACCACGAACCAGAAGAGAUCCAAACUCGGAGAGUCGAUUAAAGUCGGUGAUAGGGCUAAACAUUUACGUACCAAGAGAUGAAAAUUUUGGGCACUUGAAGAUGGGAGAUUUCCUUGGGUAUGCAUUGAAGGCACUUUCUUCAAACAUCAAGCCUGGCCUUCAAACUAUAUUCGACUUAACUCCAUGCGAAUUCGACAAGUUCAAAGAAUUAUAUAAUCUCUAUGAAGGAGGCUUUCCUAUUCCUCCCAAUGUCUUUAAGACCUUUACUGAUGGCCUCACAGCUCCUAUGUUCAAAGAGCUUUUAAGAACCGAUGGUGAAAGGUUCCUUAGGUUUCCAGUUCCUCAAGUCAUCAAAGAUAAUAAGUCCGGUUGGAGAACUGACCAAGAAUUUGCAAGAGAAAUGAUAGCCGGAGUCAACCCUAUUCUCAUCCGUCGUCUUCAACAUUUUCCACCGUUGAGUAAGCUUGAUCCUAAAGUUUACGGAAAUCAAAAUAGCACAAUCACUGAAGAACAAAUAAAGAAUGGUUUGGAAGGACUAACCGUCAAUGAGGCAAUUAAGGAGAACAAGUUGUACAUUUUGGAUCAUCAUGAUGCGUUGAUGCCAUAUCUUAAGAAAAUAAACUCGACCUCAACAAAGAGCUACGCAACAAGGACAUUGCUCUUCUUGAAAGCGGAUGGCACUUUGAAGCCAUUGGUUAUUGAGUUGAGCUUACCACACCCACAAGGAGAUGAACAUGGUGCUAUUAGCAAGCUAUACUUUCCAGCGGAGAAUGGAGUUGAAGGCUCAAUUUGGCAGCUAGCCAAGGCUUAUGUGGCUGUAAAUGAUGCUGGCUACCAUCAACUUAUUUGCCAUUGGUUGCAUACGCAUGCAGUACUCGAGCCGUUUGUGAUUGCAACCCAUCGACAAUUAAGUGUGCUUCAUCCAAUUCAUAAGUUAUUAGUUCCACAUUAUAAAGAUACCAUGUUCAUAAAUGCAUUUGCAAGACAAACCCUUGUUAAUGCCGAUGGUCUUCUUGAAUCAACUCAUUUUCAAUCAAAAUAUGCCAUGGAGUUAUCCUCUUAUGUAUAUAAAGAAUGGAAUUUCCUCGAACAAGCCUUGCCCGCUGAUCUUAUCAAGAGAGGAGUAGCAAUUCAAGACUCAAGUUCUUCACAUGGAGUUAAACUUUUGAUAGAAGAUUAUCCAUUUGCUGUUGAUGGACUUGAGAUAUGGUCAACAAUAAAGAAUUGGGUUGCAGCCUAUUGCUCUCUAUACUACAAAGAUGACAACGCUAUCCAAAAUGAUAUCGAACUCCAAUCAUGGUGGAAAGAGGCUCGAGAGAAAGGCCAUGCCGACAAAAAAGAUGAGCCCUGGUGGCCAAAAAUGCACACAAUAGCCGAGCUAGUUGAAUCAUGCACCAUAAUCAUAUGGAUUGCUUCAGCUCUUCAUGCAGCCGUCAACUUUGGACAAUAUCCAUAUGGAGGGUUUAUGCCCAAUAGACCAACUUUAAGCCGUAGAUUCAUGCCUGAAGUUGGUAGCAAAGAGUAUAAAGAACUUGAAUCCAACCCUGAAAAGGCCUUCUUGAAGACCAUCAAUUCUCAAAUGCAAUGCCUUCUGGGGAUGUCUCUAAUUGAAAUUCUAUCAAGGCAUGCUUCGGAUGAAGUCUAUCUUGGACAACGAGCUAGCCUUGAAUGGACGGCUGAUAAAGACGCAAUAAAUGCUUUUGAAAAAUUUGGUGAAGAGGUUCAUGGAGUUGAGCAAAGGAUUAUGGAAAGGAAUGUUAAUAUCAAUUUGAAGAAUCGGACAGGCCCUGCUAAUGUGCCCUACACCUUGCUCAUUCCAUCUAGCACUGAAGGGCUCACGGGAAGAGGGAUUCCCAAUAGUAUCUCAAUAUGAACAUCAAAUCAAGCUAUUAUAUUAAGCUACUCGCUAGUAAUCACUAUGAAAUAAAAGAGUUUGCUUAAUAUGUUGCAUUUUAAAUUUUAUGUGUGCCAUGUUGUACUUGUUUAAUUUGUGUUGUGAUGAAUAAAAUCAUGCUUAAUGAAUAGUGUUUUAAU